AUGAGAGCAUUGGGCGCCUUUUCUGUUCCUCUUCCUCCUCCUCUAUAUAAACCCUACCCUCCAUCCCUUCUUCCCGCGUCAAUUCUAUCCAUUAGCAGUAAUCGCCCAGUUUAUAUAAUGGCUCAACCUCAACCAGACUCCCACGCCACCAACGGCUCCUGCCAGCCAUCGCCCAAAAUCCCAAAACUCCACCAAAACGACGACGUUUCCUCAACCCCUCCCUUUCUACGCGUCAAAAAGCUCUCCGAUAAGGCCGUUUUGCCCUCCAGGGCUUCCCCUCUCUCCGCCGGUUACGAUCUCUCUAGCGCGGUCGAGACAAAGGUGCCUGCCAGAGGGAAGGCUCUGGUAGCCACUGACAUCAGCAUCGCGAUUCCAGAAGGGACCUAUGCACGCGUUGCUCCCCGAUCCGGGUUGGCGUGGAAGCACUCGAUCGACGUCGGUGCAGGAGUGAUUGAUGCGGACUACAGGGGACCGGUUGGUGUUAUACUGUUCAACCAUUCCGAUGUGGAUUUUGAAGUGAAGGUUGGAGAUAGGGUUGCGCAACUUAUCAUUGAGAAGAUUGUCACUCCCAGUGUUACUGAGGUUGAUGAUUUAGAUGAAACUGUGAGGGGUGAGGGUGGGUUUGGAUCUACAGGGGUUUGAUUUGUUCUGUUCUCUUGGUUAUUUUGUAGAGUAGUUGGUGGGGUGUAAAAGAAUUAAACCCUAUUAUCUAUGAUUUUAUCAUGAUAUGUGAAUCUUUCCUAUCUUUUAAUCCAUGGUAUUAUAAACAGAAGUUUAAA
Vigna angularis (adzuki bean) is the source of this 779-nucleotide messenger RNA. RefSeq names its product deoxyuridine 5'-triphosphate nucleotidohydrolase. Gene Ontology annotation, molecular function: magnesium ion binding; dUTP diphosphatase activity. Gene Ontology annotation, biological process: dUMP biosynthetic process; dUTP catabolic process. Lineage: Eukaryota; Viridiplantae; Streptophyta; Magnoliopsida; Fabales; Fabaceae. The transcript has 3 exons. Bases 1 to 642 code for a protein of 213 amino acids. The record is from RefSeq and is a predicted model, not a curated record.